Messenger RNA from Thelazia callipaeda (thelaziosis nematode), 609 nucleotides. The record is from the annotation of a GenBank genome assembly. Lineage: Eukaryota; Metazoa; Nematoda; Chromadorea; Rhabditida; Thelaziidae.
AUGUGUAUUGCAGAUAUUCAAAGGAUGAUAGAAUUGAUUGAGCAUAUGCAGAAGACUGGAGAAUUAAAUAGUCCUAAACUUGCGAUCUUACAAAAUAUUUUGCGGUCUGAAUUUUUUGCCUCAGUUCGAGAAGUUUUCGAGAAUGUUUACGAAACAGUUAGUGCUGAUCGUUGUCGUGAGAUAGGUAUGAAUGCCACUGCAAAAGCAACAGUGGCUGCUUUUGCAGCUGCGGAAGGACAUGCGCAUCCACGAAUAGUUGAACUGCCAAAAACAGACCAAGGUCUUGGAUUCAAUGUAAUGGGUGGAAAAGAACAAAAUUCUCCUAUUUAUAUAUCGCGCGUUAUACCAGGAGGUGUUGCUGACAGAAAUGGUCAAUUAAAGCGUGGCGAUCAAUUAAUUGCGGCUAAUGAUCCCGUUGCGGAAGUGAAUGGAGUUAGUGUUGAAUGGGAAAGUCACGAAAAAGCUGUAGAACUGCUGAAAUCUGCUCGCGGUACGGUGAGGUUGGUCGUUCGGUAUACUCCGCGGUUGCUGGAUGAAAUGGAGCGACGUUUUGAGAGGCAGCGACGCAGAGCAAAUCAGAACAGCCCAGCUCCUGUUUUCAAGCGAUAA